CGCUGUGCACACACCAGGCAAAACAGCACAACACACACCAGAGAGCAGAGAAAGAGGGAAGGAGAGGCCAAGGAGAAGGAUGAGGCAGCAGGCGAGCAGGUUCAAGAGGAUGUGCGUCUUCUGCGGCAGCAGCCAGGGCAACAAGAGCAGCUACCACGACGCCGCCAUCGACCUCGCCAACCAGCUCGUGGGCGGGGGCAUCGACCUGGUGUACGGCGGCGGCAGCAUCGGGCUGAUGGGGCUCGUCUCGCAGGCCGUCUACCACGGCGGCAGGCACGUCAUCGGGGUCAUUCCCAAGACUCUGAUGACCCCCGAGAUCGUCGGGGAGAUGGUGGGGGAGGUGAGGCCGGUGGGCGACAUGCACCAGCGCAAGGCCCAGAUGGCCAGCCUCUCCGACGCCUUCAUAGCCCUGCCCGGUGGGUACGGGACGCUGGAGGAGCUGCUGGAGGUGAUCACCUGGGCGCAGCUAGGGAUCCAUCACAAGCCGGUGGGUCUGCUGAAUGUGGAGGGGUACUACGACUCGCUGCUGACCUUCAUCGACCAGGCCGUGGAGGAAGGAUUCAUCAGCCCCGCCGCCCGCCGCAUCAUCGUCUCCGCCCCCACCGCCCACCAACUCAUGGAGAAACUCGAGGAGUACGUCCCUUACUACGAAAUGGUCGCGUCCGGGCUGGACUGGGAGACGGAUCGCCUAGACUUCUGAUCAUCGAGCAGGCAUUCGCCAUUUCUGUCAUCGUGAUGCAUGCGCGCGGAUCAAGCGAACAAUGUGUUGAAGAUUAGCGUAAAAUAAUACUAGCUAGUUCAGUUGUACUCGAUCGUCUUCUGUAAGGGUGCGCUCAAUAUGAACUUUCGGCAGGUAGCUAGCUAGCGCCCAACCUUUAUAUAUCUCAUUAAUUCAGUCA
Molecule: messenger RNA, 899 nt
Organism: Triticum urartu
Lineage: Eukaryota; Viridiplantae; Streptophyta; Magnoliopsida; Poales; Poaceae
Product: putative cytokinin riboside 5'-monophosphate phosphoribohydrolase LOGL3
Biological process (GO): cytokinin biosynthetic process
Cellular component (GO): nucleus; cytosol
Molecular function (GO): hydrolase activity, hydrolyzing N-glycosyl compounds
Source: RefSeq, a predicted model, not a curated record